This is a messenger RNA of Lepus europaeus (European hare), 1471 nucleotides long. Its product is annotated as heterogeneous nuclear ribonucleoprotein A3-like. Gene Ontology annotation, molecular function: RNA binding. The transcript has a single exon. The coding region runs from base 1 to 1128 and encodes 375 amino acids. The record is from RefSeq and is a predicted model, not a curated record. NCBI's taxonomy places the organism in Eukaryota, Metazoa, Chordata, Mammalia, Lagomorpha, Leporidae.
AUGGAGGUAAAACCACUGCCCGGUCACCCCCAGCCUGACUCCGGCCGUCACCGCCGGGGGGAAGAGGGCCAUGAUCCAAAGGAACCAGAGCAGUUGAGGAAACUGUUUAUUGGUGGUCUGAGCUUUGAAACUACAGAUGAUAGUUUGAGAGAACAUUUUGAGAAAUGGGGCACACUUACAGAUUGUGUGGUAAUGAGAGACCCCCAAACGAAACGUUCCAGGGGCUUUGGUUUUGUGACUUAUUCUUGUGUUGAAGAAGUGGAUGCAGCAAUGUGUGCUCGACCACACAAGGUUGAUGGGAGUGUUGUGGAACCAAAUAGAGCUGUUUCUAGAGAGGAUUCGGUAAAGCCUGGUGCCCAUCUAACAGUGAAGAAGAUUUUUGUUGGUGGUAUUAAAGAAGAUACAGAGGAAUAUAAUUUGAGAGAUUACUUUGAGAAGUAUGGCAAGAUUGAAACCAUAGAAGUUAUGGAAGACAGGCAGAGUGGGGAAAAAAGAGGAUUUGCUUUUGUAACUUUCAAUGAUCAUGAUACAGUUGGUAAAAUCAUUGUUCAGAAAUACCACACUAUUAAUGGGCAUAGUUGUGAAGUGAAAAAGGCCCUUUCUAAACAAGAGAUGCCAUCUGCUGUUGGAUCACCAAGAGGCUGUGGAGGGGAAUCUGGCAACUUUAUGGGUUGUGGAGGAAACUUUGGAGGUGGUGGAGGUAAUUUUGGCCGUGGUGGAAACUCUGGUGGAAGAGGAGGCUGUGGUGGUAGAGGUGGUGGCAGCAGAGGAAGUUAUGGAGGAGGUGAUGGUGGUUACAAUGGUUUUGAAGGUGAUGGUGGCAACUAUGGUGGUGGUCCUGGUUAUAGCAGCAGAGGAGGCUAUGGUGGUGGACCAGGAUAUGGAAACCAACGUGGUGGAUAUGGUGGAGGAGGAGGAUAUGAUGGUUACAAUGAAGGAGGAAAUUUUGGAGGUAACUAUGGUGGUGGUGGAAACUACAAUGAUUUUGGUAAUUAUAGUGGACAACAGCAAUCAAAUUACGGACCCAUGAAAGGGGGCAGUUUUGGUGGAAAAAGCUCGGGCAGUCGCUAUGGUGGUGGUUAUGGAUCUGGUAGUGGAAGUGGUGGAUAUGGUAGCAGAAGGUUCUAAAAAAAAAAAAAAACAGAAAAGGGCUACAGUUCUCAGCAGGAGAGCGAGCGAGGAGUUGUCAGGAAAGCUGCAGGUUGCUUUGAGACAGUAGUCCCAAAUGCAUUAGAGAAACUGUAAAAAUAUGCCACAGAAGGAACGAUGAUCCAUAGUCAGAAAAGUUACUGCAGCUUAAACAGGAAACCCUCCUUGUUCAGGACUGUCAUAGCCACAGUUUGUAAAAAGUGCAGCUAUUGAUUAAUGCAAUGUAGUGUCAAUUAGAUGUACAUUCCUGAGGUCUUUUAUCUGUUGUAGCUUUGUCUUUUCUUUUUCUUUUCAUUACAUCAGGUAUAUUGCCCUGUAAAUU